CUCUCGCACCUCCUAUCUCUUACGUUCUCCUUGUCUACAGUAUUUUUAGGCGUUUGACAGGUAGAGGAUGAGAUGUCAGAUGGAAUGUCAAAUUGAAGGAUAAAUGACAGAUCAUAUAAUUUUUAAUUAUUUGAUGAAAAGUAGUUACAGUUUUUGAGCAGCGAUGGAUGAAUGAAUAUUUGGACACGACCUGACAAUGUUUAACCCUAAUCUGAGGGAGGGGAUGACAGAUGAAGUUGACGUCAAUCGUGUCAGUUGACGUAGAUAUUGAAUUGUGUACAUUUUCCGUCUACAUUGGCAGAAAAAAAUGAUAUUUGCGCUAUAAAUUGUCUUCGCGAGCUCAACCUUCAAUGGACCUUCGACAUUAUCUUGGCAAUUAAUUAUGUAUGCGUUAAGGUAGUUCAACUGACCCAGAAUGAACUCUUGCGCGAGUUGGAUAAGUUUACGUUAUCCACGACGUGAUUCGUAGCGGUGAUUCCUGAUCCCUCGUUGCCGCAAACAUGAAUAAGAGCCACUCGAACAAGAGACUGAAUCAGCUGCCGAGUUGGCUGUGGACCAAUUCGACCACCUUGCCGCCUGUUUACAAGAUGGUGUGGGAGGCGGUGAGGGACGAUCGGGUCAGGUCGAACGGGGUGCAAACUGAGCUGCUGGUGGACACCAACAAGGUGUUUCCACUGCUGCUCACCAGUCAGUUGUCCACCGAGGUGCUGGGUCACAUAUGGAGUUUGGCUAAUCAGAAGUACGCAGGACAAUUGACUGAGCAGGAGCUGUACGUCGUGCUGGCUCUUGUUGCUGCUGCGCAGACCUCUUACACCUUCAACAGUCUCGACAUCCUGCAUUUACUUCCUUUUCCCCCUACGCCAUACUUAAACAUAGAAUGUUUGAUGAAUCUACAACCCAGCGCACAGACAAACACGCAGAAACUUCAGUAUUAUGGUAAUGAAGAGUUCAAUAAUGUGGAGGGGAAGUAUUUGUCUGAUGUUAAGGGUAAAGUUAAAGGUAGAGCUCAUGUGUUUGAUGCAAAUACACCCUUCUCGAACAAUAUACCUGGAAAAUUAUCAUGUUCCGAUAGCAAGACUCUAGUGUCUGGCGCAACCGCAAAUAGUUUCAACAACCUGUCAAAAGAUCUGAAACAAAGUUCGCGUGUUCAAACCGACGUUCCACCUGCGUCAUCUUUUGACGAGUCCUGCGAUGAAUUUACCGAGUUUCAAAGCGCACCGAUCUCUAGUGUCUCUGCCACACCUAUCUGGGAUAGUAAACAAGGUUCCGCAAUUGGCAGCAGACUCGCUAAUCACAAUUUAGGAGUGAAGAAGACAGUCGACAAAGUCAAGAAAGCCGCUCCUGGACCGAAAACUAUACAUAUUAAUACUCAAAUUCGUACACCCGCAAGUUUACCAUAUCAAAAUAAGGAUCCCACCACGAUAGAGGCUCCAUUGGAUCUAUUUCCUAAAUGUGGAGUAAAGAAUCAGUCGAAAACAGUAAUACUCAAAGACACUGUAAUUAGAAAUAACGACUUGCCUAAGGAUUACAAUGACAGUUUUAACAGUCUGGCAACUGUAAUAGAGCCUAUAUCUCUGAGCAAUGAUAAAGAAAUAUUGCCUAAAGUGGAUUUAACUCCGAAGGCUGUCACAGUAGAUAUGUCUAAUUCUGUUCAACAAGAUUUAAUGAGCUUGCAACAAACUGAAGAUAAAUACAGUGCAUUGCGUGCAUUAGUUCAGGAAACGUCUGUUGUGAAUGAUGCAAGUUUAGAUUUAACUCUUAAUAAUCAAUCGGCCGACGAGUUUGGAGAAUUUAUGUCUGCGGAACAGCCACCUGCUAAUCAUCCCACAAACAUAUCAGAUGCUUCAGAUACUGAGAGCUUUAACAAUGUAUUUGCAGAUUUUGAAUUUAGUAAAGCACACUCUAGUGCUGACAGUAACAAUUUAACAGAUCUGAACUUUGUAUCUGAAGUAUCUGAGUCGUUUAAUAAUUUAAAACUUGAUGACGGAAUUGAAGCACAAUUGGUAGAAUCAGGAAAGAAUGUUCAGAAAGAGGAUGCUAUUUCAAUAAAUAGUGUAGAGUUGAUUAGUGGUCCAUCCGAAGCACUGCCACGAUCAGGAUCUGUGCCUAGCUUAGAUCUUAAAUCAUUUUUACCUUCAAACAUAGAGGAAGAUCAAGUUGUAGAAGCUACACAGCAGGCUAUGUACUGGGAAUGGAAACAAUAUAUGGAAAGUUGUGUUUUACUGUUACAAGUUGCAGCCAACAUAUUUACCAAUAUAACAUCAGAAUUAGUUUUGCAGGAAGUUUUAAAUUCAGCCCAAGGAUACAACUUUCUUUGUCAAUUAGCUGAAGUUGCAGCUGUUUGUAGACGUGUUAAUUUUUCAUACAAAGAAUUGGACAUAAACAUUAUUGGAUUUGAUGAUCUUUUGAUGGAUAUUGAUCGGAUCUGGGCUGAAAUGGAACCUUUUUACACUAAUAUACCAAUUGUCACUGAACUACCAGCUUGGCCAUUACAUCAGGGAGAAUGUGUGUCUUGUUCCCUGUGUUUAACAGUUAUUACGAGUGGUCGAGUUGUUUAUAAUGAUAAUAACUAUCACGUAACAUGCGCAAAUUUGUGGCUCAAUUGCGUAAACAAUCAGUUGCCGGUAAUGCGAUACUCUUUAUUUUAUCAACCAAAUAUAUGUCCAGGAAGCCACAUUUAAAAAAACAAAAUACCAAUCUGCACACAGAUUCGACAUUUUUUAAUUUAGAUUAAGAAUACAAUUUCACAUACAUAUCUUAUUAAUAGAGAAUUCGUAAAUUCAAUUCAAGAAUUAAUAUUCAAAAUAAUCUCUAAAAGUAGAGAUAAAAGUAAAUAGAUCUCUAAAGUAAAUUAAAAUUUUCAUUAAUCCAUAAUCUGAAAUGAAAUCUCUUAUAUGUACAUAAGUAAAAAAAAAGUACUUAAUGUUUAUGCCAAUUAUUUUUAAGUUCUUAUAUUUUUAAAAAAUUCUUAAUAUAUGUACAAUGAUAUAUAAU
Molecule: messenger RNA, 2994 nt
Organism: Nylanderia fulva
Lineage: Eukaryota; Metazoa; Arthropoda; Insecta; Hymenoptera; Formicidae
Cellular component (GO): clathrin coat of trans-Golgi network vesicle
Molecular function (GO): protein binding
Source: RefSeq, a predicted model, not a curated record